CUCAGUUAGUUUGUACAGAUCCAUUCGUGAUACUCAUUGUUUGAUUUCAUUAAAUUCGAAUUAUAUUAUUGUUUUUUUUUUUUUUUUUAAUUUUUGUUAACUUAAGUAUGUUUCGAGCCCAAGUUGUUAGUGUUUUGAUAAUAGUUUUGGUAGCUGCAGCUACCAGCGACAAAUUUCUGGCUCAAAAACCGGAUUUCUUGACGCCAUGUAAACAAACGGACCCUAACUUCAACAAAUGCUUUGCAAAAGAUUUUGAAGUGGUUUUUUCACAAUACAAAGAUGGUGUACCCGGCCUAAAGACUUUCGGAACAAUUGAUCCGUUGCAUGUUAAACGUGUUGUAAUAGCAGAGGAUGGCAAUAGUCCCGUUGCCAUUAAUAUUGAACUCACCGAUUUGGAGGUAAUUGGUUUCCGGAACACAAAAGUACUCGACGCAAGUUUUGACCAACCCAAAUUAGUCACCAAAUUAAAAUUUACAAUUCCCGAAAUGACAAUUAAGUCUAAUUAUGCGGCUCAAGGUCGGGUCUUAACUUUGCCAAUAAAUGGCAACGGAAAGGCCGAAAUGAAAAUUCAAAACUUAUUAAUAAAUGUUAUUUGCAAACUAAAACGACGUGACGAAGAUGGCAUGAAAUUUACUGACAUUCAAAAAGUUCGCUUGGACAUUGAGGUUGGUGGUUUCCAUAUCGAUUUGGAAAAUCUGUUCAAUGGUCAAAAGGAUUUGGAACAAACAGCGAAUAAUCUGUUCAAUGACAGUUGGAAAGAACUAUUCGAGGCUUUGCGCCCUUCGAUUACAGCAACAAUACAAACGGUGCUGGAAGACCGUUACAAAAAACUGUUUGCCUACAUACCAGCCACAUAUUUUAUUGAAGAUUUAGAAUAAUAAAAAACAAAACACCAAAGAAA
Molecule: messenger RNA, 901 nt
Organism: Musca domestica (house fly)
Lineage: Eukaryota; Metazoa; Arthropoda; Insecta; Diptera; Muscidae
Product: protein takeout
Exons: 5
Coding region: 108-878 (256 amino acids)
Source: RefSeq, a predicted model, not a curated record